Molecule: messenger RNA, 3072 nt
Organism: Spizellomyces punctatus DAOM BR117
Lineage: Eukaryota; Fungi; Chytridiomycota; Chytridiomycetes; Spizellomycetales; Spizellomycetaceae
Exons: 19
Coding region: 125-2911 (928 amino acids)
Cellular component (GO): cytoplasm
Molecular function (GO): saccharopine dehydrogenase activity
Source: RefSeq, a predicted model, not a curated record
CCGACAACGGUGUGCGAGGUGGUUACUUUUUCUUUCGAGGUUUGACCUGACUGUGGCAGACGUUUGACCAGAUUAGGGCGUGUGAACGUUUUGCCCGUUUUCCUCUCCUCCUCAUUUCACAUUCAUGCUCCGUGCAAAUCCUCCGUUGCGAGCAGGGCGAAGGGCAGCGACAUGGUGUUCGCGCCAAACCUUUCCUGCUUCCUGCAGUGCCCGUUACGCAACGGCGACGUCGAGCAAGCCGAUAUUGUCGGUGGGCAUUCGAAGGGAAGCCAAGAAUAGGUGGGAACGCCGGGUGCCUCUCAUGCCGGAACACGUCGAGAGGCUUGUGAAAGAGGUUGGGGCACAGGUGUAUGUGCAGCCAAGCACGAAAAGGGUGGUUCCCGACGAAAAGUAUCAGCAGGCUGGUGCUAUCAUCCAGGAAGAUCUAUCCGUUGCAGACAUUAUCGUUGGUGUCAAGGAAGUUCCCAUUGAACAAUUGAUUGAAAACAAGACGUACCUUUUCUUCUCGCAUACGCAUAAGGGCCAAAAAUACAAUAUGCCGCUCCUCCAAGCAAUCUUGGACAAGCGGAUUCGAUUGAUUGACUAUGAGCUCAUGACCAACGAGCAUAAGCGGCGAUUGGUGCAAUUCAGUCGGUUUGCGGGUUACGCAGGCAUGAUCGACGGGAUGCACGGUUUGGGACACCGGUUACUUGCCCUAGGAUAUGGAAAUCCGUUCUUGGCUAUUGGAAUGUCGUACAUGUAUCGAACACUGGCAGACGCCAGGUUGGACGUAACACGUACCGGUCAAGUCAUCAUGGACGAUGGAUUGCCGAGACAGAUGGGUCCCAUGUCUUUUGUUUUCACAGGCGAUGGCAAUGUUGCUCGGGGAGCAAUGCACGUCUUCAAAUGUUUACCUCAUGAAUGGGUUAGUCCGGAUGAGCUGAAGGAUCUGUACAAUAGCAACAGUUGGAGCAAUCACCGGGUAUAUGGAUGUCAAGUGAGAACACAAGAUUAUCUCGUGCGAAAGGAUGGCUGGAAGUUUGAUCGGGAACACUAUCGUGAGCAUCCCGAGCAGUACAUGUCCGUCUUCCACGAAAAGGUUGCACCUUACACCAAUGUCCUUGUAAAUGGUAUAUUCUGGGAUCACCGCUAUCCUCGUUUAUUGACCAGCGAGCAAGCGCGACAGCUCGCUCACGAGGAUCGCUUGCGUAUGCUCACCGUUGCAGAUGUUUCCUGCGAUAUAAAUGGUUCACUGGAGUUUAUGAGCCAUUCGUCCACCAUUGAUAACCCAUUUUUCAUGUACGAUCCAGCAACUGGAAAAACUCACCACAAUAUGGAAGGGAAAGGGGUACAAAUCAUGUCCAUAGACAAUCUGCCAACAGAAUUGCCUCUUGAAGCCAGCGAAUAUUUUAGCAACGCGCUCUUUCCGUUUAUCAACCAGCUGGUUCAAGGCAACUAUGAUCACCCCGUUCUGAAACGAGCAACUGUCGCUACCUCAGAGGGGAAACUGGCGCCGGCCCGUACGAAACUCUACGACGUCUUGGCAAAGCAUGGUCAAGGGAUCAAAGUGAAAGCAAACCAGCGGGUUCUCCUCCUGGGAUCAGGUUUCGUGUCGGCACCCCUGGUGGACUAUCUGCUUCGUGCACCAAACCGAUCGGUUACAAUUGCUAGCAACAUGCCAAAAGAAGCGAAAGAGCUCUCCAAAGAUCGAAAGAACGCACCGAUUACGGGUUUGAAUGUCGCCGAUAAGGACGCCCUCUCUGAGCUUGUGUCGCAGCAUGACCUUGUUGUCAGUUUCGUCCCCGCUUCUUUGCACCCGGCGGUCGCGGAAGCGUGCAUCCAACGCAAGAAAAACAUGGUCACUGCCAGCUACAUUUCACCUGAGAUAACUGCUCUCGAUAAGCGAGUAAAGAACGCUGGCAUUACCAUCCUAAACGAAGUUGGACUUGACCCCGGAAUCGAUCACUUGACAGCCAUGAAAAUGUUUGACGAGGUCCGGGAGCAAGGAGGGCGAAUCACAUCCUUUGUCUCCUGGUGCGGAGGAUUGCCAGCUCCUGAAGCCUCAGAUAAUCCUCUUGGAUACAAAUUUAGCUGGAGCCCCAAAGGAGUCCUUCUUGCUGGAUUGAAUUCGGCUCGGUUCAAGAUGAAUGGAAAGCUGACUGAGAUAAACGGAUCUGACCUACUAAAGUCUGCUGUUGAUGUUCCCAUGUACAAAGGUUUUGCCCUGGAAGGUCUACCCAACCGUGAUUCCUUAAAGUACGUUGAUAUGUACAAUUUGGGCGACAUUAAGAAUAUGGAUACCAUGUUUCGUGGCACGCUGAGGUACAAGGGAUAUUGUGCUUUGAUGGCAGCGUUCAAGGACAUUGGACUCUUGAACACUGAGCGACGAAACGAUAUUCAGGGAGGCUUGUCCUGGAGUGAAUUGAUGGAGUCCAUGUUGGGCAAGAAGGGCGACCGACGACAAGCCUUGGCGGCCAAGCUCUCGCUCAGCCCCCAAAACCCGGAACACGCCGCGCGGCUCGAGACGGUCGUGGGCGCUCUUGAGUGGCUCGGCAUGCUCUCAGAAGAUACACCUGUCGCUCCCUCUGAGACCGUCCUAGACGCUUUCUGCGCUCUCCUCCAAAGUCGCCUGGUGUACGGACUCGGUGAACGUGAUAUGGUAGCAAUGCACCACGAAUUUGGCAUUCAGUGGCGAAACGGUUCCAAGGAGAAACGGACGUCCACCCUUGUCGCGUACGGUGAUCCCAAUUCUUAUUCGGCAAUGGCUAAAACUGUUGGCCUUCCGGCUGCCAUUGGGGCGGAGAUGCUUUUGGAUGGCAACUUGACGAGAAAGGGUGUGAUUGCACCAAUGACAAAAGAUAUUUAUGAGCCUAUGCUCGUCAAAUUAGAAGAGGAGGGUAUUCGCUUCGUAGAGGCAGUUGCCAAGUUGUAGAUGUAGUCAAUGGAAUAUCGCAAGUAUGUAAUAUAUAGAUGACAUUGAAAACAGUUGUUAGAAACAACCAGUUGCUGACCCGGCAAUGUGGUUUUCCGUACCAAGACGGAUAUGCUGGGAUUCCAUGUAUGCUGAUACACGAAGAUGAGGGGAUCUACGCU